Messenger RNA from Ostrinia furnacalis (Asian corn borer), 4557 nucleotides. It is a transcript of the gene cta, whose product is annotated as Guanine nucleotide-binding protein subunit alpha cta. Gene Ontology annotation, cellular component: heterotrimeric G-protein complex; cytoplasm; brush border membrane. The coding region runs from base 218 to 1345 and encodes 375 amino acids. NCBI's taxonomy places the organism in Eukaryota, Metazoa, Arthropoda, Insecta, Lepidoptera, Crambidae. The transcript has 3 exons. Gene Ontology annotation, molecular function: G-protein beta/gamma-subunit complex binding; guanyl nucleotide binding; GTPase activity. Gene Ontology annotation, biological process: Rho protein signal transduction; adenylate cyclase-modulating G protein-coupled receptor signaling pathway. The record is from RefSeq and is a predicted model, not a curated record.
UCUGUGCGUUCUCAUUUUUGAGUUUUGGGAGGGGUGGAAUGCGUGUGUAUCUAUUUCAUAAUUCCGAUUUGUGGGACAUUAAUCUUAAUAAAAAUAGUGUAAUUUAUCAGUGCAUACUAAGUUUUAUUGCGAAAAUGUGCUAUGUCAAUCUAUAUAAUCAUUAGUGCUAUACGAGUUCAGUUUCUUUCUUUUCUAUGGGCGUAGAUAAUCAUGCAAAAUGGCCAACGAUUUGUGGUCAUGUACCUGUUGUACCGAGGCUCUGACUUGCUGGCUGCGCCUGAAGCUGUCACCGGAGGAGAUAGAGCAGAGGUACAGAAGCAAAGAGAUCGAUAGAAUAUUGGAGAAGGACAAACAAACGCUGCGGCGACAAGUGAAGUUGUUACUGCUCGGUGCGGGUGAAAGCGGAAAAUCAACAUUCCUGAAACAGAUGAGGAUAAUACAUAAAGUGAAGUUUGAGCCGGAACUGGUGCGGGAGUACCAGCACGUGAUAUACCAGAACAUUGUGAAGGGUAUUCAGGUGCUGGUGGACGCGCGGGACAAGCUCGCGAUCCCAUGGGAGAACCCACGGAACCUGGACGUGGGUCAGCAGGCGCUGCACUUCAACAGCACGGCGUCGCUCGACAGCCGCCUGUUCAUGCACUACGCGCCGCACAUCCACUCCCUGUGGCUCGACAGGGCCAUAAAAAGAGCCUACGACAGGCGGAGAGAAUUUCAAUUGAGCGACUCAGUAAGUUACUUCUUCGACGAGCUGGAGCGCAUAGCCAGGCCCGACUACGUGCCGUCCCACCAAGACAUCCUGCACUGUCGGAAAGCCACCAAAGGCAUCACGGAGUGCACCAUCAACAUCAACAACGUCCCCUUCGUGUUUGUGGACGUGGGAGGCCAGAGGACACAGCGGCAGAAGUGGACGCAGUGCUUCGACUCGGUCACGUCGAUACUCUUCCUUGUAUCCUCGUCAGAGUUCGACCAGGUGUUGUCUGAAGACAGAAAAACGAAUCGUCUCGAAGAGGCGCUAAACAUCUUCGACACGAUCGUGAACAACGUGAACUUCAAGGGCAUCUCCAUAAUCCUCUUCCUGAACAAGUCGGAUCUGCUCGCGAAGAAGGUGGCCAGCAAGGAGACCGACAUUCGCUGGUACUACCCCCACUAUAGCGGAGACCCGCACUCCCUCCGCGACGUGCAAAUGUUCCUGCUAAACAUGUUCGCAAACGUCCGGCGGGAACCAAAGACAACGCUCUACCACCACUUCACCACUGCCAUAGACACGCACAACAUCGAGGUAGUCUUCAACUCCGUCAAAGACACCAUCCUCAACCGCAACCUCGAGUCUCUCAUGCUGCAGUGACCGGAGCGCACGCGCCCCCAAGCUCGUGAUACCUUGGCGAUGAACUCUAGCUAUCACUCACGAUCCAGCGACAGCGAGGACGCGUUCAAAAGACAAAUAUGUGAUUUUUAUUUUUUAGCCACGGUUGUAAAAUAUGUAUGUAAUUCGACGAAUAUUUAUUCGCCAAAGAUGUUUGGCUCAUGUAUAGUUAUCUAAUGAAAUGAUAAAGUUUGUAUAUCAGUGUAUUUAUGACCAAAAAACAUAGAUUUUGCACUUGAAACGUAUUUUGAACACUUUUUGAUGAAUUUACGUAUGUAUCUACGCAUGUACUCGUAUUUACGUACAAGGGACUAGGUGUAACCACAGGCUGCAUUAUUGUACUAGUUUAGACGAUUUGUAUAACCUUUAAAGUUAUUGGUCUUAGAAAAAUUGAUAAACGAAGUAGAUUUUACGCCUAAAAUGGUACUCAAAUUACUUUUUUCGCCGCUAUGGUGAGAUUGAUUCCUAUUAGGGGUUACGCACACCUAUCAACUCGUUGCCUGCUAGACAUCGUUCUGUCUUAUUUUGCGUCUAAUGUCUAUGUUACUUUUAAAAGUGCGGACAAAAACGCAGAAAUAAGACGUCGUUGUCUUUGCGGUGCGGAGUUGAGAAUAACUCUUAAUCGAGUCAUAGUAUUGCAGUGCCAACUUAGAGGUGAGAUUGAACUGUAGAUUGGCUAUAUAAAUUAAUAUAUCAAUUAGAUGUAAAAUAAAUUGCUCUAACGGGGUGCCACAUAUUCGGGGAGCUCACGAGUGCUCUUUUUAUAAAGAGAAGACUUAUUGAUACUCCCUCCGGGGAAUAAAAGUGUACAUAGGUUUGAAGAUGAGUUAGAUUUGCUCUGUGAUCGAAUUUUUGUAAAGUGUUGGCUGUAAACAGCAACGAAUGUACGUUAAAUGUUGUUGAGGAAUCCGAGUCUGACAUAUUGACGCGCUCAAAAUUGAAAUGGUUUACUGUGUCGUUCCGGUCCAAGAGUCUCCGUAAGCAAAGCAACUUCGCUAAACAUACUUUCGUUUCGUUCGGAGGACUUACUUGAGUUAGAGAAACCAUAAAUAUUCGAAAAAUGUGGCAUAUUUUCUCAUCUCCAUACAUUUGGUAAUGAUCAAUUUGAAUAGCGAAUGUUCCUUUGUCUAUGGGCCAAGAGGACCAAACGACCUUUUUAUACGAUGCGGUUUUAGUUUUCUACAAUACGUUCUGCAGUGUUCUACUCUUACGAAAUGUUCCGUCCCUUGGCACAAUUUAAUGCAAAAACGUGUAAUCUCACUAGCUUCUAUCUUGUAUAUUUUAAUUAUACAUUUUUGUACAAUUAUACAUACAUAAUUUGUAAUAAAGGGCACAAAGGUUAUGUUAAUGAUUGAUCGAAUUCGACUAUCAAAUUCUCAAUCGGGUCGUCCGAUAAAAGGUUAUUUUCUUCGGCAAUGCAUAAUUUCGAUCAUAAUAAUUAUACUCAUUUAGUUAUAAGUUUCGAUAAGCUAAGUGUAUUUAUUUAAAGCUUAGACGUUAAAAAAAUUAUUUACGAGUUUUAGAUAGAGCAGUAUCUAUUUAUUCACUGUAAAUUUUUAUGAACAGUUUAUCGAGGCUAUGUGUAUAUACCUCUUAAUUUUACAUCACUCGGUGUUAAGUAGUUGGUACGUCGCCUGUACGCUAGGGAUGGGUUUGACUCGCAGGAACACUGAAUGCAUUUAAUAGUGCCAUCGCGCGAUCUGGCCGCCGGCGCGAGACCGCAGGGUCCAUUCUCCACACGCUGAUCUAACGAGGGUCUUGCUCUUGGAUUAAUUACUUCCUUACUACUCUUAUUAAUAUGAGUGAUUCCACUAUCAAACUGCUAUAGCACAAGAAUAUUCUCCCGUUUGAGAGUUCACAAUCACCCGUUUUUAAACUGCUCCUUUUGUAUUUAGCAGUUAUUAACAAAAUACAUUAAGAUGCCUUAAUAUUACACGUAACGUUUUACCAGAUGUACCCGAUAGGUACACUUAAAGAAGUACAAAACGAAUUUAUAUGAAGUACUCUUACAUGUUUUAUAGUGGACAGUCCCUAGAAGAUAAUAUUUUAUUUGACACUUAUAUUGACCAACUUAUAGUUUGCUCCAUCAUUUUGCCAUAUGAAUAUCGCAUAUAGUAUAUAAGAGCAUGCCUACAUUCCUUCGGUAACAUCAACUUUUCGAAAUUGAACUUUGUGAUCAACUAGUACCUAUAUUAGCCUGAAUUUUGAUUUUUUUAGAUUAUUCAGUGUAACCAAUAAGUACAUUACUGUUCUCAAAUUUAGAAAAGCUAUAUUGAUCUUAUUUUUUGUUCAACUAAUUUUGAUGACUUGAUUUGAUACAUUUUUUAUGUUGUAUGGGUGUAAGUUUAUUUGGUGUUUGUCGUAUAUCUAAACGCACGGUUUACUCGUUUAUAGCAAUAAAUUAAAAUGUGUAAGUGAAGUUUUGCGAUUUUCUAUUAUCUCUAAGAGAUGGUUGAUUUUGACUGGGAAUUGUUUGUAUAGGCAGGUGUUAUAAGGAGCUGGUAGCUGGAUGUCUGGUGCCACUGGCCAGUGCCUUUGGCGCUGACCUGGCAAGUAAUAUGCCAGUAAUCCGCCAGUGAGACAGGUGCCAGCUAUUGACUCUAAAUAAAUCUGCCUUUAGGUUAUACCACAAAAGGUACAGGUAGCUCACCCCUCAGUAAGUUUGUAAAGAAUGCAAUGGGUACAGGACCAUAUAUUUUGUGUUUUGUACCUAUGUAUAUUCAACAAAGAUGUCCAGUAAACUUUUUGAUGUCCACUUACGCCUAUUGAGGAGUAAGCCUAUCGUAUCUCUGUUCUAGUUUAAUUGUGUCUGAUUGUAUUCUAAUGACAGAUAUCCUGACCUUAUAAAUUAUACUAUCAUCUCACUUAUUCUCUAAGUAAAACGAAAAAAGAUAUGUUAAAAAAACAAUCAAUAUUUCACGUUACAUUUCAUUCCAAAGACAAGUAUGUUAAAUAGUUUUUCUGAAAUAUAACCACUGUAAUGGAAACUAACAUUAUGAUACCAAAGGUCGAAUUUUACUAGGCAUUCCUGAGGUGUUUUAACUGAAUAUUUAAAAUCCUAUAAUGAUACUAACAUUAUGUUUAAAGGGCUUGAGGCUACUGCUAAAUGCAGAAAAUUGUCAGCAGUAUUUUUGACUACCACUGUAUAUACAGUCAUGAUUUCAUGAUUUGGCAAUAUGUAUAGUAAAACAAUA